Oncorhynchus keta (chum salmon) is the source of this 6611-nucleotide messenger RNA. RefSeq names its product streptococcal hemagglutinin-like. The record is from RefSeq and is a predicted model, not a curated record. Bases 496 to 2385 code for a protein of 629 amino acids. The transcript has 5 exons. Lineage: Eukaryota; Metazoa; Chordata; Actinopteri; Salmoniformes; Salmonidae.
GUGGCCAACAUCACCCGCGUUGCUAUGGAAACUAUUUACCCACCAGACAUCCAGACAGAGAAAGAUAAGAAACGUUUCAAAGGCUUGAUGAUGGGACAGAACCAUGAAUGUCUGUUUGCAGAGCUUACCAGUUACAAAACAAGAACCAAUGUAAUAUUUAAUAACAAACGAGGGCACGUAUGAAGAAGGGUCAUUUGCAUCAGCCAAUCAGAUCAGCCAAGGCUGUCAGAUCAGCAUUUUUGAAGAAGCUGACCAGAGCAACAGGUGUCAAGCUGUCAACUUCUACAAUAAAGGAAUUGUUUUGAUACAAGGCAAUGAUUCAAGCCUCAUGGCUUUUGAGAAUAUGUUUGCUACCCUAAAAGUAGAAGCUGAACUCAUCUCAGAAGCUGAGGAAAAGGUAGAGGGAGAUGACGGAGAAAAGCAGGCCCCAACAGCCUCUGUGACCCAGCAAGAAGCCCUCUACCUACCUCACCUGUAGCAGACAGAGCCAAGAACAUGCCUAAAACACCAAGAACACCAGCUAUGCAAUGUUUCCACAACACCUUCUCUCUAGUCGAAGCAGAGGUCAUAGAACUCAGAGAGAACAAGCUUCAAGAGGACACUGUCCAGAAACUAAAAGAAGAGAUGAAACCGUUCAGGGAGGAGAGCAGAGCAUCUAUUGCUAAAUUAGAAGGCAGAAUGGACAAACUGAGUCAGACAACUGAUGACCUCAGACACCAUCUGAGCACAACGAGAGAGGAGCUAGAGCAGAGAGAGAGGUACAUUGACACCUUCAACCAGCAGCUAGUCAUUAUGUCCUCUGCAUCUAGAGAACAUGUCCACAAGCUUGGUACAACACAGGUAGAACCUGAGACCAGCACAACCAGUAUAGCCACCACACAGCCUGAUGACACUGCACCAGCCUCCCAGUCUGCCACAGCCCAGGUCGACCAACCAGCCUCCCAGUCUGCCACAGCCCAGGUCAACCAACCAGCCUCCCAGUCUGCCACAGCCCAGGUCAACCAACCAGCCUCCCAGUCUGCCACAGCCCAGGUCAACCUACCAGCCUCCCAGUCUGCCACAGCCCAGGUCAACCAACCAGCCUCCCAGUCUGCCACAGCCCAGGUCAACCAACCAGCCUCCCAGUCUGCCACAGCCCAGGUCAACCAACCAGCCUCCCAGUCUGCUCCAGCCCAGGUCAACCUACCAGCCUCCCAGUCUGCUCCAGCCCAGGUCAACCAACCAGCCUCCCAGUCUGCUCCAGCCCAGGUCAACCUACCAGCCUCCCAGUCUGCUCCAGCCCAGGUCAACCUACCAGCCUCCCAGUCUGCUCCAGCCCAGGUCAACCUACCAGCCUCCCAGUCUGCUCCAGCCCAGGUCAAUCUACCAGCCUCCCAGUCUACCACAGCCCAGGUCAACCAACCAGCCUCCCAGUCUGCCACAGCCCAGGUCAACCAACCAGCCUCCCAGUCUGCUCCAGCCCAGGUCAACCAACCAGCCUCCCAGUCUGCUCCAGCCCAGGUCAACCAACCAGCCUCCCAGUCUGCUCCAGCCCAGGUCAACCUACCAGCCUCCCAGUCUGCUCCAGCCCAGGUCAACCUACCAGCCUCCCAGUCUGCUCCAGCCCAGGUCAACCUACCAGCCUCCCAGUCUGUCACAGCCCAGGUCAACCAACCAGCCUCCCAGUCUGCCACAGCCCAGGUCAACCAACCAGCCUCCCAGUCUGCUCCAGCCCAGGUCAACCAACCAGCCUCCCAGUCUGCUCCAGCCCAGGUCAACCAACCAGCCUCCCAGUCUGCUCCAGCCCAGGUCAACCUACCAGCCUCCCAGUCUGCUCCAGCCCAGGUCAACCUACCAGCCUCCCAGUCUGCUCCAGCCCAGGUCAACCUACCAGCCUCCCAGUCUGUCACAGCCCAGGUCAACCAACCAGCCUCCCAGUCUCUACCGAUCCUCGACUUCGGUAAUGUCAUUUACAAAAUAGCCUCCAAUACCCUACUCAACAAAUUGGAUGCAGUCUAUCACAGUGCAAUCCGUUUUGUCACCAAAGCCACAUAUACUACCCACCAUUGCGACCUGUACGCGCUCGUUGGCUGGCCCUCGCUUCAUACUCGUCGCCAAACCCACUGGCUCCAGGUCAUCUACAAGACCCUGCUAGGUAAAGUCCCCCCUUAUCUCAGCUCGCUGGUCACCAUAGCAUCACCCACCUGUAGCACGUGCUCCAGCAGGUAUAUCUCUCUGGUCACCCCCAAAACCAAUUCUUUCUUUGGCCGCCUCUCCAUCCAGUUCUCUGCUGCCAAUGACUGGAACGAACUAGAAAAAUCUCUGAAACUGGAAACACUUAUCUCCCUCACUAGCUUUAAGCACCAACUGUCAGAGCAUCUUACAGAUUACUGCACCUGUACAUAGCCCACCUAUAAUUUAGCCCAAACAACUACCUCUUUCCCAACUGUAUUAAAUUUAUUUAUUUAUUUUGCUCCUUUGCACCCCAUUAUUUUUAUUUCUACUUGGCACAUUCUUCCACUGCAAAUCUACCAUUCCAGUGUUUUACUUGCUAUAUUGUAUUUACUUUGCCACCAUGGCCUUUUUUGCCUUUACCUCCCUUCUCACCUCAUUUGCUCACAUCGUAUAUAGACUUGUUUAUACUGUAUUAUUGACUGUACGUUUGUUUUACUCCAUGUGUAACUCUGUGUCGUUGUAUGUGUCUAACUGCUUUGCUUUAUCUUGGCCGGGUCGCAGUUGUAAAUGAGAACUUGUUCUCAACUGGCCUACCUGGUUAAAUAAAGGUGUUCUCAACUGGCCUACCUGGUUAAAUAAAGGUGUUCUCAACUGGCCUACCUGGUUAAAUAAAGGUGUUCUCAACUGGCCUACCUGGUUAAAUAAAGGUGUUCUCAACUGGCCUACCUGGUUAAAUAAAGGUGUUCUCAACUAGCCUACCUGGUUAAAUAAAGGUGUUCUCAACUGGCCUACCUGGUUAAAUAAAGGUGUUCUCAACUGGCCUACCUGGUUAAAUAAAGGUGUUCUCAACUGGCCACCUGGUUAAAUAAAGGUGUUCUCAACUGGCCUACCUGGUUAAAUAAAGGUGUUCUCAACUGGCCUACCUGGUUAAAUAAAGGUGUUCUCAACUGGCCUACCUGGUUAAAUAAAGGUGUUCUCAACUAGCCUACCUGGUUAAAUAAAGGUGUUCUCAACUGGCCUACCUGGUUAAAUAAAGGUGUUCUCAACUAGCCAACCUGGUUAAAUAAAGGUGUUCUCAACUGGCCUACCUGGUUAAAUAAAGGUGUUCUCAACUGGCCUACCUGGUUAAAUAAAGGUGUUUUCAACUGGCCUACCUGGUUAAAUAAAGGUGUUCUCAACUGGCCUACCUGGUUAAAUAAAGGUGUUCUCAACUGGCCACCUGGUUAAAUAAAGGUGUUCUCAACUGGCCACCUGGUUAAAUAAAGGUGUUCUCAACUGGCCUACCUGGUUAAAUAAAGGUGUUCUCAACUGGCCACCUGGUUAAAUAAAGGUGUUCUCAACUGGCCUACCUGGUUAAAUAAAGGUGUUCUCAACUGGCCUACCUGGUUAAAUAAAGGUGUUCUCAACUGGCCUACCUGGUUAAAUAAAGGUGUUCUCAACUGGCCUACCUGGUUAAAUAAAGGUGUUCUCAACUGGCCACCUGGUUAAAUAAAGGUGUUCUCAACUAGCCUACCUGGUUAAAUAAAGGUGUUCUCAACUGGCCUACCUGGUUAAAUAAAGGUGUUCUCAACUGGCCUACCUGGUUAAAUAAAGGUGUUCUCAACUGGCCACCUGGUUAAAUAAAGGUGUUCUCAACUAGCCUACCUGGUUAAAUAAAGGUGUUCUCAACUGGCCUACCUGGUUAAAUAAAGGUGUUCUCAACUGGCCUACCUGGUUAAAUAAAGGUGUUCUCAACUGGCCUACCUGGUUAAAUAAAGGUGUUCUCAACUGGCCUACCUGGUUAAAUAAAGGUGUUCUCAACUGGCCACCUGGUUAAAUAAAGGUGUUCUCAACUAGCCUACCUGGUUAAAUAAAGGUGUUCUCAACUGGCCUACCUGGUUAAAUAAAGGUGUUCUCAACUGGCCUACCUGGUUAAAUAAAGGUGUUCUCAACUGGCCUACCUGGUUAAAUAAAGGUGUUCUCAACUGACCUACCUGGUUAAAUAAAGGUGUUCUCAACUAGCCUACCUGGUUAAAUAAAGGUGUUCUCAACUGGCCUACCUGGUUAAAUAAAGGUGUUCUCAACUAGCCUACCUGGUUAAAUAAAGGUGUUCUCAACUGGCCUACCUGGUUAAAUAAAGGUGUUCUCAACUAGCCUACCUGGUUAAAUAAAGGUGUUCUCAACUGGCCUACCUGGUUAAAUAAAGGUGUUCUCAACUGGCCUACCUGGUUAAAUAAAGGUGUUCUCAACUGGCCUACCUGGUUAAAUAAAGGUGUUCUCAACUGGCCUACCUGGUUAAAUAAAGGUGUUCUCAACUGACCUACCUGGUUAAAUAAAGGUGUUCUCAACUAGCCUACCUGGUUAAAUAAAGGUGUUCUCAACUAGCCUACCUGGUUAAAUAAAGGUGUUCUCAACUGGCCUACCUGGUUAAAUAAAGGUGUUCUCAACUAGCCUACCUGGUUAAAUAAAGGUGUUCUCAACUAGCCUACCUGGUUAAAUAAAGGUGUUCUCAACUGACCUACCUGGUUAAAUAAAGGUGUUCUCAACUAGCCUACCUGGUUAAAUAAAGGUGUUCUCAACUGGCCUACCUGGUUAAAUAAAGGUGUUCUCAACUGGCCUACCUGGUUAAAUAAAGGUGUUCUCAACUGGCCCACCUGGUUAAAUAAAGGUGUUCUCAACUGGCCCACCUGGUUAAAUAAAGGUGUUCUCAACUAGCCUACCUGGUUAAAUAAAGGUGUUCUCAACUGGCCCACCUGGUUAAAUAAAGGUGUUCUCAACUGGCCCACCUGGUUAAAUAAAGGUGUUCUCAACUGGCCCACCUGGUUAAAUAAAGGUGUUCUCAACUAGCCUACCUGGUUAAAUAAAGGUGUUCUCAACUGGCCUACCUGGUUAAAUAAAGGUGUUCUCAACUAGCCUACCUGGUUAAAUAAAGGUGUUCUCAACUGACCUACCUGGUUAAAUAAAGGUGUUCUCAACUAGCCUACCUGGUUAAAUAAAGGUGUUCUCAACUGGCCUACCUGGUUAAAUAAAGGUGUUCUCAACUGGCCUACCUGGUUAAAUAAAGGUGUUCUCAACUGACCUACCUGGUUAAAUAAAGGUGUUCUCAACUAGCCUACCUGGUUAAAUAAAGGUGUUCUCAACUGGCCUACCUGGUUAAAUAAAGGUGUUCUCAACUGGCCUACCUGGUUAAAUAAAGGUGUUCUCAACUAGCCUACCUGGUUAAAUAAAGGUGUUCUCAACUGACCUACCUGGUUAAAUAAAGGUGUUCUCAACUGGCCCACCUGGUUAAAUAAAGGUGUUCUCAACUGGCCCACCUGGUUAAAUAAAGGUGUUCUCAACUGGCCCACCUGGUUAAAUAAAGGUGUUCUCAACUAGCCUACCUGGUUAAAUAAAGGUGUUCUCAACUAGCCUACCUGGUUAAAUAAAGGUGUUCUCAACUAGCCUACCUGGUUAAAUAAAGGUGUUCUCAACUAGCCUACCUGGUUAAAUAAAGGUGUUCUCAACUGGCCUACCUGGUUAAAUAAAGGUGUUCUCAACUGGCCCACCUGGUUAAAUAAAGGUGUUCUCAACUGGCCCACCUGGUUAAAUAAAGGUGUUCUCAACUGGCCCACCUGGUUAAAUAAAGGUGUUCUCAACUGGCCCACCUGGUUAAAUAAAGGUGUUCUCAACUGGCCUACCUGGUUAAAUAAAGGUGUUCUCAACUAGCCUACCUGGUUAAAUAAAGGUGUUCUCAACUGGCCUACCUGGUUAAAUAAAGGUGUUCUCAACUGGCCUACCUGGUUAAAUAAAGGUGUUCUCAACUGGCCACCUGGUUAAAUAAAGGUGUUCUCAACUGGCCUACCUGGUUAAAUAAAGGUGUUCUCAACUGGCCUACCUGGUUAAAUAAAGGUGUUCUCAACUAGCCUACCUGGUUAAAUAAAGGUGUUCUCAACUAGCCUACCUGGUUAAAUAAAGGUGUUCUCAACUAGCCUACCUGGUUAAAUAAAGGUGUUCUCAACUAGCCUACCUGGUUAAAUAAAGGUGUUCUCAACUAGCCUACCUGGUUAAAUAAAGGUGUUCUCAACUGGCCACCUGGUUAAAUAAAGGUGUUCUCAACUAGCCUACCUGGUUAAAUAAAGGUGUUCUCAACUAGCCUACCUGGUUAAAUAAAGGUGUUCUCAACUAGCCUACCUGGUUAAAUAAAGGUGUUCUCAACUAGCCUACCUGGUUAAAUAAAGGUGUUCUCAACUGGCCUACCUGGUUAAAUAAAGGUGUUCUCAACUAGCCUACCUGGUUAAAUAAAGGUGUUCUCAACUGGCCUACCUGGUUAAAUAAAGGUGUUCUCAACUAGCCUACCUGGUUAAAUAAAGGUGUUCUCAACUGGCCUACCUGGUUAAAUAAAGGUGUUCUCAACUAGCCUACCUGGUUAAAUAAAGGUGUUCUCAACUGGCCUACCUGGUUAAAUAAAGGUGUUCUCAACUAGCCUACCUGGUUAAAUA